UGAUUAAUUGAAGGAUUGACUUGAUUAAAAUCUCACCUUAUCUUCAACUAAGCUAGAUCCUGCGUCCACCAUGUCCGAUUCCAUUCCCUCCGCUCAUGCAGACGCUGAGGCCCCCGAGCAGCAGCACCCCCCUGCCAACGCCGAGGACCGCAAGGCCGCCGCGGCUCUCUCCGCCCUCAACACCAGCCAGAUCGCCUCCGACGCCACACCCAAGGCACCGUCCGCGGCUGACCAAGAGGCCCUCGGAAAGGCAAUGAGUCGGUUGGAGAUUGCGGCGGGACACGGCUUGAGCAAAAAGCCGGUGGCUGAGGCGCAGAGGAAGGAGGCCGAGGUGGUCAAGAAGAAGGCCGUCAAGGUGGCUGCCGAGGAUGUCAACCUCUUGGUGAAUGAGCUGGAUUUGACCAAAAUCAAGGCGACGGAGCUUUUGAAGUUGCAUGACGGCAAUGUUGUCCAGGCCAUCAGGGCCUUUGUUACCCCGGCUUUGGGGGCGUGAUACCCUCCACAUUGUAGAUGAAAAUGGUUGAGCUGGUCUCGAAAAUUUGCAAGACAUAUCCGUUUACACGUCAUAAUGAAUUCAGAAAUUUGAUGAACCAGGC
Aspergillus sclerotioniger CBS 115572 is the source of this 596-nucleotide messenger RNA. Its product is annotated as huntingtin-interacting protein K. Bases 71 to 493 code for a protein of 140 amino acids. NCBI's taxonomy places the organism in Eukaryota, Fungi, Ascomycota, Eurotiomycetes, Eurotiales, Aspergillaceae. Gene Ontology annotation, biological process: negative regulation of apoptotic process; protein stabilization. The record is from RefSeq and is a predicted model, not a curated record. The transcript is spliced from 2 exons.